AUGCUUACUAUGCCGUCGCUGCGUCUGAGCGCAAAGUCAAUACAGAUCACUGCUGCUAUUGCGUCGAUAUGGCUCUUCGUCGGCGUGCUUUAUCACUAUCGUGAUGUUUCUUUUUACACACCCAGUAAUAACUUUCAGAGCUCUACGAAAACGAAUUCGAACUUGCGCAAUGUUGAAGCAAUAAAACUUGGCGCACAAUAUUUUCUCGAUUAUCCUUUAAAAGAUGAACCGAAGGCGAUUUUUGGAGAACUUGGACAACGGACCGAAGUGUUGCGAUCUUGGAUCGAGGAAUUGGAAGGGCGAGGCGAUACUCACGAGACAGCGGAACUUGUUGGACAAGUUGUGGAAAAGCAGUUUCCAUGGCUCAGUUCGAAACAGGGUGUUUCGCCGCCUCUCGUCGACAUCUACAAUCGUCUUGGUCUUUCGUACCAUAGCAAAAGUGUCGAGGGCGAGAAAGCACCGGCUGGAAUCGUUAUCCCCACGGGCGAAAAAACACUCCGAUUCGCAUGUCAUCUCAUCGCAGCAUUGACGCGCGUCCACAAGACCACCCUCCCGAUUCAAGUUGUAUACGCAGGAGAUGAUGAUUUAUCUGCCGCUGGACGAAAAAAGAUACAGCAAGCUGCCGACGGAGUCAAGAUUGAAAUGCUCGAUGUUCUUACUGUUUUUGAUGACAGUACAUUGAAGCUUGCUGAUGGAGGUUGGGCGAUAAAACCGUUUGCUGCAUUGGCGAGCCGCUUUGAGAAGGUCAUUCUUCUUGAUGCAGAUGCAGUUUUCUUCCAGGAUCCCCGACAUCUUCUUCGUCAAGAUCGAUUUAAAGAGACGGGCGUACUGCUGUUUCAUGACCGAUUGCUGUGGAAGAAUGGGUUUGCGGAUCGUCAGGAUUGGUGGCAUGAUCAGAUCAAGCACCCCAGCGCAGAGACAGAAAAGUCGCUUGUCUGGACGGAACGAUACUCUGAGGAGGGUGAUUCCGGUAUCGUCGUCGUUGACAAGUCUAGACUCGAUGUUCUACUCGGUCUCCUCCAUAUUGGAUGGCAGAACUCUGAACGAGUACGAAACGAAGUUACCUACAAGAUCACAUACGGCGACAAAGAGAGCUGGUGGAUCGGUUUCGAAGCCACAGGAUCCAAAUACGCCUUCUCCACUCACUACGGCGGUAUCGUCGGCUGGCUAGGUCCCAAGAAAACCGAACCCGACGCAGAGAAGAAGAAAGACGAAGAAGUCCGCGUCUGCAGCUUCGUCAUCGCACACGUCGACCAAAACGAAAAACUCCUCUGGUACAACGGCGGUCUACUUAAGAACAAAGCCGUCAACCAAACAGAAUUCGAAGUCCCCACGCAUUGGAUGAUUGAUCAGACGUGGCAUAAAGGUGGAAGCAAGAAAGCAAUGAGUUGCAUGGUCGGCACGAAAGCGAGUGCUUUGACGGGAGGGGAGAAGGAUGUUUUAGGGAAGACGAUACAGGUAGCGAAGGACAUGGAUGAAAAGUUACGUCUGGUCUGA
Fusarium musae is the source of this 1497-nucleotide messenger RNA. RefSeq lists its product as uncharacterized. Gene Ontology annotation, cellular component: Golgi apparatus. The record is from RefSeq and is a predicted model, not a curated record. The transcript has a single exon. The coding region runs from base 1 to 1497 and encodes 498 amino acids. Gene Ontology annotation, molecular function: alpha-1,3-mannosyltransferase activity. NCBI's taxonomy places the organism in Eukaryota, Fungi, Ascomycota, Sordariomycetes, Hypocreales, Nectriaceae. Gene Ontology annotation, biological process: protein O-linked glycosylation.